Ochotona curzoniae (black-lipped pika) is the source of this 1011-nucleotide messenger RNA. RefSeq names its product eukaryotic translation initiation factor 3 subunit F-like. Gene Ontology annotation, cellular component: eukaryotic translation initiation factor 3 complex, eIF3m. Gene Ontology annotation, molecular function: translation initiation factor binding; translation initiation factor activity; metallopeptidase activity. The record is from RefSeq and is a predicted model, not a curated record. Lineage: Eukaryota; Metazoa; Chordata; Mammalia; Lagomorpha; Ochotonidae. Gene Ontology annotation, biological process: translational initiation.
AUGUCACCUGCUGGCAGUCAGCAGGAGGUGAAGUCCUCCACUGCUUUCCCAGCUCCAGCGCCAGCCCCGGCGCCCUCGCUGCCCAGGCCCGCGCUCCCGGGGCCCUUCCCCGGCGUGGUCAGGCUGCACCUGGUCAUCCUGGCCUCCAUCGUGGAUGAUCUGGACGCCGCCCAGGUGGUCGGGACGCUGCUGGGAACUGUGGACAAGCACUCAGUGGAGGUCACCAAUUGUUUCUCAGUGCCACACAAUGAGUCAGAAGAUGAAGUGGAAGUUGACAUGGAAUUUGCAAAGAACAUGCAUGAGCUACACAAAAAAGUCACUCCAAAGGAACUCAUCCUGGGUUGGUAUGCUACAGGCCAUGACAGCACAGAGCUGAUCCACGAGUACUACAGCCGGGAGGCCCCCAACCCCAUUCACAGUCUGCAGAAUGGCCGCAUGAGCAUCAAGGCCUACGUCAGCACCUCGAUGGGUGUCCCAGGGAGGACCAUGGGAGUGAUGGUCACACCUCUGACCGUGAAGUAUGUGUGUUAUGAUUCUGAACGCAUUGGAGUUGACCUGAUCAUGAAGACGUGUUUCAGCCCCAACAAGGUGAUUGGGCUGUUGAGUGACUUACGGCAAGUAGGCGGGGUGUCCGCUGGCAUCCAGGAUGCCCUCAGCACGGUGUUGCAGUACGCCAAGGAUGUGCUGUCUGGGAAGGUGUCAGCUGACAACACCGUGGGCCGCUUCUUGAUGAGCCUGGUUAAUCAAGUUCCCAAUGACUUUGAGACCAUGCUCAACAGCAACAUCAAUGACCUGCUGAUGGUGACCUACCUGGCCAAUCUCACACAAUCACAGAUUGCCCUCAAUGAGAAACUUGUAAACUUGUGAAUGGGCCUCAAGCAGCACUCCUGCCAGUCUGGUGUCAUUCCGAGCACUCAGAAUAAAGUGGUUUCUUUGUGGUAUUGAGUCACCUGAAUCAGUCAGCUAUCUGUGACUAAAUAAACUAGCGUACCUUUUAUAAAUGAAAAAAAA